GUUAAUUUCUCCUGAAGUUCAUCAAAGAACAGUUGAUGAUCUCUGUUAGGAGAGAAGGCUGAAGAAAUGAAGAAAAGCAAGAACAGAUCCCUCCUCUUUUUGCUGGUUUUCCUGAUCAUGAUAUUCAUUGCUUUUUCUACAAUUUCAGUUGAGGCUAGGAAGAACCACAGAAUGAAGAGCAGAAGUCCCAAGAAUCAGAAACAAAGAAGAAGAAGUGACAACAGUGGCAAUGCUCCAGGCCCUGCACCUGCCCCAGCUCCUUACUACGGUUCUUAUCCGAGCCACUCAACCAUUUUUGACAUUCUGUCAUUUGGAGCCAAGGGUGAUGGAAUUUCCGAUGAUUCCAAGGCAUUUCAAGCUGCAUGGAAAGCUGCAUGCAGGGUUCCAUCUGCCACAGUAGAAAUUCCAUCAGAAUUCAGGUUUCUCAUCAGACCAAUAACACUUCAAGGCCCUUGCAUGCCUCAUCUUGUACUUCAGAUAGAUGGGACUCUCUUAGCUCCUCCACAGAUAAGUGCCUGGUCAAAAUCCAGUUUAUUUCAAUGGAUAAACUUCAAGUGGGUACACAACUUCACAAUCCAAGGAACUGGAACUGUUGAUGGCCAAGGUUCAGCUUGGUGGAGUCUCUCCCAAGUCAACUACAUUCAGAAGAGAUCCAAAUAUAUUCCAGAUAUAAAACCAACUGCUCUGAGGUUCUAUGCAAGUUACGAUGUUACUGUUCGUGACAUAACCAUUGUAAACAGUCCUCAGUGCCAUCUAAAAUUCGACAGUUCCGGCAGGGUCAAGAUCAACAACAUUACAAUUUCUUCGCCGGAAACCAGCCCAAACACCGACGGCAUUCACCUACAGAAUACGCGAGAUGUCGAAAUUCAACAUUCCAAUAUUGGGUGUGGAGAUGACUGUGUAUCCAUACAAACAGGGUGUUCUAAUAUUCACAUCCAUCACAGUAACUGUGGCCCCGGCCAUGGCAUUAGCGUAGGAGGGCUAGGGAAAGACAGAAGUGUAGCAUGUGUUUCCAGCAUCGUUGUUGAGAAUAUCAACAUUCAAAACACUCUGUAUGGAGUUAGAAUCAAAACAUGGCAGGGAGGGAUUGGGUCCGUAAAAAAUUUAUCUUUUUCCAACGUUCAAGUCUCCGACGUGAAGGUCCCAAUAGCGAUCGACCAGUAUUACUGUGACAAGAAAUCAUGCCGGAACCAGACGGAAGCGGUGGCCAUAUCCGGCGUCAAGUAUAACCAGAUCACCGGAACUUACUCGGUGCAACCCAUCCAUCUCGCCUGCAGCAACAGAGUCCCUUGCACCGAUGUUGAUCUUGUCGACAUCCAGUUGGAGCAAUCGCCGAGUUCUAGAGGUUUUCAACAGCAGGCACUGUGUUGGAAUUCUUACGGGAAGUCACAAGCUCCCCUUGUUCCGUCGAGCAUAGAUUAUUGCUUGCAGGGAGGGAGAGGUUUGGCCAAGCGACCAGCUACAAGAUCACAUGAGUUCAGUUGCUAAGCUCUAGCUAGCUAGUUCGUUGUAGUUAUGCAUGCUUCCCUUCUGCAAUUUCCACCAUUGUAGCAAGGCGAUGGUUUAGUUAUGUGGGGUGUUGUAAUUCAGUUCAGUUUUAAUUUCAUUAUUCAGAGACAGCAUAUGAUCGAGCAUUUUCUA
This is a messenger RNA of Nelumbo nucifera (sacred lotus), 1641 nucleotides long. Its product is annotated as Pectin lyase-like superfamily protein. Gene Ontology annotation, biological process: carbohydrate metabolic process. The record is from RefSeq and is a predicted model, not a curated record. NCBI's taxonomy places the organism in Eukaryota, Viridiplantae, Streptophyta, Magnoliopsida, Proteales, Nelumbonaceae. Gene Ontology annotation, molecular function: polygalacturonase activity.